Messenger RNA from Biomphalaria glabrata, 2810 nucleotides. Its product is annotated as nuclear cap-binding protein subunit 3-like. The coding region runs from base 40 to 2502 and encodes 820 amino acids. Gene Ontology annotation, cellular component: nucleus; cytosol. Gene Ontology annotation, molecular function: mRNA binding; RNA 7-methylguanosine cap binding. The transcript is spliced from 12 exons. The record is from RefSeq and is a predicted model, not a curated record. Lineage: Eukaryota; Metazoa; Mollusca; Gastropoda; Planorbidae.
AUAUGCAAUCAUACUUUUUAGAUUUCAACCAAAAUAAACAUGGCUACCAGAAAGAAUCUACCUAAUUUAAAAAUUUGUGUUGAUAACACCGACUCAACAGAUGAAUCAGAUGUGGAAAUUCAAGGAUCUGAUUCUUCUAGUUCAAGUGAUGAUCAUGUUAUUAAAGUUGAAAGCGUGAGACAAAAAAAUAAACUAGACGGUGGUGAAGAGGAUGAUGUGUUAUCGAUAACAUUGGAUGACAAGCCAACGGAAAGACGGUUUCUCUCAAGAUCUGUUUUGAAUAGUAAAAAAUUGCCAGCAUAUGGACCCAAGAUUUAUGAAAACAAAGCUGGAAACUUUGUGACAGGAUUGGAUAUUACGUCUAAAGAUGCAGUAGAGAAACUAGGGAAGAGGGCAAAAAAGUUUGGUACUUUGAGUAAUCCCAAGCAACCAAUCACUGAUGUGGAUAUAAAAAACCUUUAUAGAAGUCUAGGUAUGAAUAUAGAAAAGUUGGAUGAGGAUCCACGUGGGUGGCGAAUGGAGGCCAUACUCUUACGAGGGACACAAAACAUGAGCACAAAAGAUGUAUUUGAUUAUUUUUCUUCAUAUGCUCCUAAAAACAUUGAAUGGAUAGAUGAUUUUUCUUGUAAUGUUGUCUGGUUGGACAAAUUAACACCAGCUCGAGCUCUUCUCAAACUAAGCUCAAGUAUGAGUGAAGUCAAAAUUGCAGAGAAGGCUGUGGAUGAGCAAAUGACAAGCAAAGACAAAAUAAAAGAAGAAAAUUCAGUUGAGGAAGAGAUCAAAACUCAAGAUGAAUCAAAAAGUGAGGAGGUCAAAGAGAUGGAGGAUACACCAGCUUUGUCACAUGAUGUUGAGACCAGCAGGGAGCCAGUUCUGAAUGUGUUAGAAGAGGAGAUGAUGGAGCUAGAUUAUGAUGACAAUUUAGACUUGACAGCAGAAGAUCCUAUUGACCAGGCCUUGUCCACAUGGUCCAACUUUGCUCAGAACAAAAAGCAACGCUCAGAGCAAGCUAAUCUCAGGAAAUCUGUUGAAGAGAACAAAAUUUUGUCAGGUAAAGAAAAGGUGACCAAGAAAAUUCCAGAGAAUGUUGAUGAGUUAAGUGAGAAAAAGUUUAUAGAAGUUAAAAAAGAUUUCAAAUCAUCAGACAAAACCAAAUUCAAUCAAAAGCCUUCAGUUGACAGUAACAGAUCAGUUGACAUAAUUAGAGAAUCUAAAGAUGACAAGAAAUCAAUGUCCAAAAAAGUUGACAAAUCUAAAGUAAAAGAAAAGAUGGAGAUUGAAGAUGGCUCUGAAUCCGACAGCAGCAGUUCAUCAUCUUCAAGCUCAUCUUCCUCCGAAGGCUCAUCCUCAUCAGAUGGCUCAUCAAGUUCAGGUUCAAGCUCUGAUUCUGAAUCUGGCUCUGCAUCCACAUCAUCGUCAAGUUCAUCCUCAUCUAGUCAAAACAAAAUAAAAAAGAAAAAAAGCAAAGCAGAAAGGGACAUCAAGAAAUGUACUAAGAAACCAGUAGCUCCACCUGUCCUUCCUGGAGCGAGGGAAGCAAGUGAUAUCCCAUGGCCUCCUGGUUGGUGGCGGUUAGGACAACCACAUCCCAAGGCUGAAUAUCUCUUUAUGAGAUAUGCUAUGAAAGCUGAUAAAAAACUUCCAGGGGCUGAAAAAAGAAGCAAGUAUUAUUUGAAGUAUGGCAAUCCUAAUUUUGGUGGUAUCAAAGGUUUAAUAAGCAACUCUAGAAAGCGUCACAUGAGAAAUGUGGAUAGAAGUAGACUGGAAGAGGAGACUUAUGCUACACCAAAUCUUUUGAAAGAGCAUGAGGAGAUUUUGCAACCUAGAUUAGCUGGACCCUCAGACCUAUCUGGUGAACAGCCUGAUGAAGUUGAAGAUGGAGAAGUGGAUGAAAAAGAUGACUUAGAUAAACCUUUACUUAGAGAAGGCAAAGAUUUGCGAGAUUUGCUAAAUAGAGAAGUGGAGACUGUACACUCCAAAUUAAAUGAUGAGACUAAAGAAUCAGAUGAUGAAAUGGACUAUGGAGCAGAGUUGAAAAAGCUCAUGAGAGAAACUUCACCUCCAGCUAAAAAGAGAUUUAUGCGUAUGCAUGCUGAUGAUGAAGAAGAAAGGAUAGAAAAAAGAAGACUACUAGCCAUGGUCAAGAAGCAGAGGCGUCCAGUCAAUGCAAUAGACUAUGAGGAAAAUGUUAUUGAAUCAGAAAAAAACCCAGUUAGGAAGCAGUGGGUGGACUAUGAUAAUGUAGAGGAUGAUGAUCCUUUUAAUCUGUUUGGUACUGCCAAGCCUCAACAGCAGUUUCAUUCUGACACAGAGGACAGUAGUGAUGAUAAUACUUACCACAAGAGAUACAGUCGUGAUAAUUCAUUGGAUGGCAAGAGAGAGAAGAGUAUGAAACUAAGACUGGGUGCUGGCUUUGAUUCCAGAGUCAACUCUUCCCAAGGUGUUAUUGACCUUCGAGCAAAGCUCCAAGGCAAAAGAAGGACAGGCAAUCGUAAUUGGUGAAAUUUAUUUUCAUUUAUUGUGCUAAAAAGAAAUUAUCACCAAUUGGAAUGCUUUAAUCGAAAUGAAUUUAAUUGUUUUCAGGACAAUAGCUUUCAUUGUUAUGGAUAACAAAAAGUCUCAUAGUUGUUGUACACACAUAGUUUUACUGUUGUUGACUUUUGACUAGGAAAUGAACAAGGUUUUUAAAUUGUAACAUUGAGGUAAGCAACAUGUGUCUACAAUAGGAAGCAUUAUAUUGAAGUAUUUUUCAUGAUCAUUUUUGAAAUUCUUUGAAUUGUACUGGUACAAAUAAAAUGAAUAUUGUGUAA